UUGUGAUUCCAAAGAAGUCAGAUGUAGGAUGUGGCUGCGCUCGACCAGAGAGCGGUGCUACUUCUAGAAGGAAAGCCUCCCCAUCCGAGAAUCAAAACAAGGACCUGCCUCCGCCCAGUCACCGAAUAGACACUCGCGAGCAGCAUCCAGGACCGCUUGCGACUUAACGGUGCGCUCAGCCUCAGAUAACAGGCCGCGUGGACGUUGGACCCAGCAGGACAGUGUGUGUGUGUGUGUGUGUGUGUGUGAUCUGUAGUCAUGGGUGUGUGGAGUGCAACUCUCCUGCUCGGACUCCUGCUGCUGGGGUACACGAAUGCCGGACCCAACGCACCACGAGCGCCGGUGUUCCUGGGCCGGGAGGCGGCCAGCCAGGUGAUGUCCAGCCAGGCGGCGUCGCGGCAGAAGAGGUCCAACACGGGGGAGAACGAGCAGGCGAUGCCCCCCAACCUGGAGCGGGAGUGCCUGGAGGAGAUCUGCAACUACGAGGAGGCCAGGGAGGUGUUCCAGGACGCGUACCGCACCGACAUCUUCUGGUCCGUGUACAUCGACGGAGACCAGUGUGCGGAGCAGCCCUGUAAGAACGGAGCCAUGUGUUCCGACAGCGUGGGCGGCUACGACUGCGUCUGCAAGGCCGGCUUCUCCGGGGUCCACUGCGAGUCAGACCAGACAGGGUGUGUGGUUGACGACAGUAAGGGCUGUACUCAGUUCUGUAAGCCGGGCUACCAGUCCUACGAGUGCUCCUGUGCCCGCGGGUGGAAGCUACAGCAGAGGGAGAAGUGUGUUCCUGCUGCAACAUUCCCCUGUGGUAAGGUGAACAGUCUGAGUCAGUGGGAGAAUCGUCAGUCCAGUAACGUCCGCAGUGCAUACCAGGGGCUGACCUGCAAUGCAGAGGAGUGCCCAUGGCAGGCUCUGCUUAGGAGCACCUCAUCCAGGGGUUUCUGCAGUGGGGUCAUCUUGAAGGAGAAACUGGUCCUGACUACCGCUCAGUGUGUUGACAAGUACCCCGACUUCCAGGUGUCAGUGGGUAAGCGCUCCACGGCGGCGGAGGCGGGCGAGCAGACGCUGUACGUGCGGCAGGUGCACAGACACCCUCGCUACGUGAGCGGCCGCGGCGACUACGACCUGGCGCUGGUGGAGCUGCGGGACAAGAUGGCGCUGAAGAAGAGCGUCGUCCCCGCCUGCCUGCCCGAGAGGGACUUCGCCGACAGCGUCCUAUUGGCUGGCAAGUACAUGGGCGUGGUCACGGGGUGGAGCCACGCCCCCGACGCCACGGAGGUGACCGGACCUCUGACCCUCAACCACCUCUCCUACGAGACGCUCGACAAGUGUGUGGACAGAUUCAACGGCCAGGUGACCAAUAAGAUGGCUUGCUCGUUGCCCCGGGAGAAAGCGGACUGCGUGAUUGGUCCAGGCAGCCCGGUGCUCACGCUCUACAAGGAAGUGUUCUUCCUCACCGGAAUCAUUAGCCCCGCCCCCGAGCCCGGCUGUCGUCAAGGAUACGUCAUGCAGAAGGUGUCACGUUACCUGAACUGGCUCCAGCCAUUGGUGGACACCCUGUAGGGGAGGCGGGGUUAUGUGAUUUUCAGUGUAUUUCAGCCACUGAGUUGAUGCGCAUACACACUUUUACACACAUGCUUACACACACACACACACACACACACACACACACACACACACACACUCACACUCACACUCACACAAAUCACUGGAGGCUUCAUAGUACAUUGUGCAUCUGAAUGCAUGCUAACUCAUUGUCUGGCAUGAUGGUAUAGGAUCCUAUAUACACACCACACAUCCUAUAUACACUACACAUCCUACACUACACAU
Sardina pilchardus (European sardine) is the source of this 1827-nucleotide messenger RNA. It is a transcript of the gene proza, whose product is annotated as protein Z, vitamin K-dependent plasma glycoprotein a. Gene Ontology annotation, molecular function: calcium ion binding; serine-type endopeptidase activity. Gene Ontology annotation, biological process: proteolysis; blood coagulation. The coding region runs from base 259 to 1560 and encodes 433 amino acids. The transcript is spliced from 10 exons. The record is from RefSeq and is a predicted model, not a curated record. NCBI's taxonomy places the organism in Eukaryota, Metazoa, Chordata, Actinopteri, Clupeiformes, Clupeidae. Gene Ontology annotation, cellular component: extracellular region.